Messenger RNA from Capsicum annuum, 603 nucleotides. RefSeq lists its product as uncharacterized. The record is from RefSeq and is a predicted model, not a curated record. Gene Ontology annotation, biological process: DNA integration. Gene Ontology annotation, molecular function: nucleic acid binding. NCBI's taxonomy places the organism in Eukaryota, Viridiplantae, Streptophyta, Magnoliopsida, Solanales, Solanaceae. The transcript has a single exon. The coding region runs from base 1 to 603 and encodes 200 amino acids.
AUGGGUUCUCCUUGGCCGUUUGCUGCUUGGGGCAUGAAUGUUAUUAGGCCCAUAGAGCCUCCUGCGUCUAAUGGACACAGUUUUAUCUUGGUCGCUAUUGAUUACUUCACAAAGUGGGUCGAAGCCUCGACACAUAAGGCCGUAACCAAGAAGGUGGUAGUAGAUUUUGUUCGCAACAACUUAGUCUGCCGAUUUGGAAUUCCAGAAUCAAUCAUAACAGAUAAUGGAGGCAAUCUUAAUAGCAACCUGAUGAAAGAGAUUUACAAAAGGUUUAAGAUCUCUUAUCGAAAUUCCACGGUGUAUCGACCAAAAAUGAAUGGAGCAGUUGAAGCUGUAAAUAAAAAUAUUAAGAGGAUUUUGAGGAAGAUAGUGGACAGUAAUAGGGAAUGGCAUGAGAAGUUACCAUAUGCUUUACUUGGAUAUUGCACCACAAUCAGAACUUCUACUGGGGCAACUCCCUACAUGUUGGUUUAUGGGUCGGAAGUAGUGAUACCUGCAGAAGUAGAGAUACCUUCAUUGAGAGUCAUUCAGGAGGUUGAUCUAGACGACGUUGAAUGGAUUCGUAGCAGGAUCGAGCAGUUGAUGCUCAUUGACGAGAAAUGA